Molecule: messenger RNA, 660 nt
Organism: Colletotrichum fioriniae
Lineage: Eukaryota; Fungi; Ascomycota; Sordariomycetes; Glomerellales; Glomerellaceae
Gene: ERP1
Product: emp24p/erv25p- protein
Biological process (GO): endoplasmic reticulum to Golgi vesicle-mediated transport; intracellular protein transport; Golgi organization
Cellular component (GO): Golgi apparatus; COPII-coated ER to Golgi transport vesicle; endoplasmic reticulum
Source: RefSeq, a predicted model, not a curated record
AUGAGGCCAUUUCUCCCCUUGCUCUCGCUGAGCGCAGUUGCACAGGCGCUGUACUUCUACAUUGACGGCACGUCGCCCAAAUGCUUCUUCGAGGAGCUCCCCAAGGACACGCUCGUUGUUGGUCACUAUACUGCCGAGGAGUGGGAUGACCGGAUCAACCAGUGGGCCAAGCACGAUGGCCUCAGCAUCUACAUUUCCGUUGACGAAACCUUCGACAACGACCACCGUGUAGUUUCCCAGCGCGGCCAGGCAUCAGGCCGUUUCACCUUCACGGCUGCCGACGCCGGCGACCACAUGCUCUGCUUCACCCCGUCUUCCACCUCUGGCCGCGCCGGCUGGCUCUCGCUCCACUCCCACAACGGUGGCAUUCGUCUGACACUUGACCUCGCUAUUGGUGAGAGCACCGAGAUCGAGAGCUCCGACAAGAGCAAGCUCGAGGAUAUCGCGACCCGCGUCAAGGACCUCAACGCUCGUCUGCAGGAUAUUCGCAGGGAGCAAGUCUUCCAGCGUGAACGCGAAGCCGAGUUCAGAGACCAGUCCGAAUCCACCAACGCCCGUGUCAUCAGAUGGAUGCUUAUCCAGCUUACCGUCCUCGCUGUUACCUGCACCUGGCAAUUGUCUCACUUGCGGUCAUUCUUUAUCAAGCAGAAGCUCACAUAA